Messenger RNA from Elephantulus edwardii (Cape elephant shrew), 492 nucleotides. RefSeq names its product 28S ribosomal protein S18c, mitochondrial-like. The record is from RefSeq and is a predicted model, not a curated record. Gene Ontology annotation, molecular function: small ribosomal subunit rRNA binding; structural constituent of ribosome. Gene Ontology annotation, cellular component: mitochondrial small ribosomal subunit; ribosome. Bases 1 to 492 code for a protein of 163 amino acids. Gene Ontology annotation, biological process: mitochondrial translation. The transcript has 3 exons. Lineage: Eukaryota; Metazoa; Chordata; Mammalia; Macroscelidea; Macroscelididae.
AUGGAUGUAGAAAAAUAUACUGGGAAAACCACAGUGGCAAUGAGGAUUCAGACUCCAAAGUGUUAUGAGCAGCCAGAAAAUUGGACCAACACAGACUGUGAUAAUCCAUUGCAUUUUUCCUUGGAGCUAGGAAGCAGUGGUGAGGAUUUACCUGCUGUGCUAUGGAAAAGAGCUUGCUCCCAGUAUAAACAGGCGACCAACCAUGAGGACUUGCCCAUUCCAAUGGAGAAUCCUUAUAAGGAACCUCUUAAAAAAUGUAUCUUGUGUGAAAAACACGUAGAUUAUAAGAAUGUACAGCUUUUGUUCCAGUUUAUUUCUCCAUUUACUGGAUGCAUAUAUGGAAGGCACAUAAUAGGUCUUUGUGGGAAGAAACAAAAAGAAAUCACAAAAGCAAUUAAGAGGUCUCAAAAACUGGGAUUUAUGUCAGUUACAUACAAGGAUCCCGCGUAUCUCAAAGACCCAAAAGUGUGUAAUAUCAGAUAUCGGGAAUAA